AUGGAUGAUGAUAUAUGUUUAAACUUUGAUCUUUUGAGGGUUUAUUUACCUGAUAAUUUGGAAGAAAAACCGUCAGGCUUUUUUAAUGAUUUUGGUAGUGUCAAUAAUUACUGCCCUAAUAGUUACUGCAAUACCGAUCUCGAUAAGAUUACGGCUGGAUUCUUAUUGUUAUUUGAAAAAAAUUGUUCUAAAUUCAAAAAUACAAAUUCUGAUGAAAAUAAUACUAAUGCAAUUUUUCUAUAUAUUAUUUCAUGGUUAAGUUACAAAUUAAAUCAAAUCACAGGCCAUAGUUUCACUAAAGUAAGCGAUUUUUAUACUGAAUAUGUAAAUAAUCAAACUUAUACUAAUCUUAUACUAAAUGCUAAUAAAUGUACAAAUAUUAAGGAUAUAAUAAAUAAAAAAAGUGAUUUGUUGAAUAUUAAUAUUCAAGAGAUGGCUAAAUUUUAUGAACCAUUCAAAUUAUUAUGUAGUAUGUAUGAUAAUGCUACAAGGAAUAUAUAUGACAACACACUAUCAGAUAAUGCUAUUCAUUUUUUGAAUAAAUAUACAGAUCUCAACGAUUAUUAUAAUAUUGAAGAUACCAUACAUAGUAAAAUAUUGUAUGCUUUAUUAACUGAUUAUAAUAAAUUAAAAACUAAAUGUGCUAACAGGACUACUAAUCCUAUACAAUUACCAAGUCUUCCAACAGGAAGAGCAACAAAAUCAUUUUUACGAAAUUCAUCUAUGCAAAUUUCAGUAAUUCCAAUGACAUUUAUUUUUUUUGGAUUAAUCAUCUAUUUAGGAAUUGUAUAUAAGCGUUCAUCAUUUGACUUUAGGAAAAUGAUUCAAAAACUCAAUUUAAGAAUCAAAAAAAUAAAGAGGAAAAUAAGUCAUUAA
Messenger RNA from Plasmodium yoelii, 876 nucleotides. RefSeq names its product PIR protein. The record is from RefSeq and is a predicted model, not a curated record. The coding region runs from base 1 to 876 and encodes 291 amino acids. Lineage: Eukaryota; Apicomplexa; Aconoidasida; Haemosporida; Plasmodiidae. The transcript has 3 exons.